Messenger RNA from Lingula anatina, 1055 nucleotides. RefSeq lists its product as uncharacterized. Lineage: Eukaryota; Metazoa; Brachiopoda; Lingulata; Lingulida; Lingulidae. The record is from RefSeq and is a predicted model, not a curated record.
UUUAAACCUACGGCGUUCGAUCCACGGCAACUUUGAACUUUUAUUCUUCGACUGCUGCAGAAGCGUGAAAUUAAGGAGACUUUACGAAGUGCCGAGAUGAAGACUCUGAUCGUCCUUGCUCUUUGUGUCGUCGCGGCGUUCGCGGUGCCACCACCGCACGCCCAGGGUAAACCCAUGAAGGUGAAACAAGUCCCCGGAAAGCACCAUUUCAAUGUUCACGCUCAUGAGAAGGGCAUCUUGGUCCAGGAGAAGGUCAACGUUGACCAGGGCAGGAAACUGAUCAGUUACUAUGUCCCUCAACACAACCAGGUCGACGAGUCCGAAUUCAUCCAUGACUUCAAGAACAAACUGAUGGUGAUGAUCUUCCCCAAGCAGAAGGCUUGCUAUGUGGCUCCUCUUGACAAGACCGAGGUCCAAGACCCAGACACCACCGUCGCAGCCCUCACGGAGGCCGAGAAGGACGGAGAUAUGCCAGUUGCCGGCAUUCAGACCAGCGACUACAGCAUUGAGGGAACCCCACAGAAGCCAGACAGCCUCCUGCCAGAGGACCUUAUCCCCAAGUGCAGAAACUUCGCCACCUUCAGAGCUAAGAAGAUGAUGGAGAGCUUCAGCGUUGACGAAAAAGACGGCAGCCGUAAGAAGAGAGAAACCCCCGCCAUGACCAUCAUCGAGGAUGAUUCCUGCAACAUGUGCAUGAAGCCAGAGUGUGUCGUCCAGACCCGCCAUUGCCAGUUCAUCGUUAUGUGCCAGACUGCCACCAACAAAUUUGGCGAGAUCGUGCCAGACUGCAGCAAGAAACAGGAGGUUCACAAGUUCUACAACGUCAACCAGUGUAAGCCAUGCUGCGACAUGAACCACCAGGUGUAUUUCCCACCAAUGCCAGAAAUCGGAUAUCCCGGCGGAAACAUUGUCUGCAGCAAAAUGAUGGCAAACAAGGCCAAAUCUUCCUAUCCAAACUGCCGUGGACAGUAAAUUUGGAACCAAAAAAUAAAUAAUAAUAAAAGACUCAGACUUUCUAUUUUUCAACCAUUCUCUUCGAUGAAUCUUAAUUGUUU